Molecule: messenger RNA, 807 nt
Organism: Trichomonas vaginalis G3
Lineage: Eukaryota; Parabasalia; Trichomonadida; Trichomonadidae
Product: heat shock protein binding
Exons: 1
Coding region: 1-807 (268 amino acids)
Biological process (GO): protein refolding
Cellular component (GO): cytoplasm
Molecular function (GO): Hsp70 protein binding
Source: RefSeq, a predicted model, not a curated record
AUGAAAUUAUCUAAAAAAUAUCACCCAGAUAAAAAUAAAGAUCCAAGAUCAGCAGAUAUAUUCACAGAUAUCAACGAUGCUUAUCAGACCCUUCUUGAUCCAAACAAAAGACGCGUUUAUGAUCUCUACGGAGAACCAGGAGUUCAUCUUUACGAAUCUCCUUCGGAAGGUGCAUUCGAUCCUAUGGUAUCCUUAACAAAAUCUGCAAAUUCAAACUCUGACAAAGUCAAACAUCGUGGUGCUACUGUUAAAAUAACUUUUCCAUUUAAGUUAGAAUCAUUUUACACAGGACAAGCUAUUGAAUUAAAUGUUUCACGCACAAAUAUGUGCAGAUGUCCUUCUGCCGGAUUCUAUUGCAACAAAUGCAAAGGAAACUCUGUUCUUCGCGAACAUAAAAUAAUCAAAUCAUACUUAGAGCGUGGUUUUGAAGAAGGACAGAUCGUCUCAUUAAAAGGUGUUGCCGAUGUUAGCGAAGAAAAUGGUGCUGGCGAUAUCGACGUUGAAUGUGUUUCAAAACCACACCCAAUUUACACACGUCAUGGCCAUGACUUGCACAUGACAGUUAACAUCACUCUUAGAGAGGCUCUCCUCGGUUUUACAAGAACAGUUAAAGGAAUAGACGGACAACCGCUCGAAAUUACUUCAAACAAGCCAUUCUCCGACCCAAUUGUUAUUAAAUCAAGAGGACUUCCGAAAUACAUGUAUCCUGGCGUUUUUGGCGAUGUAAUUGUUGAUAGAUAUAUCAGAUGGCCAAAACAUUUGGAUCUGGACCAGAUUAAGCAAAUCAAGCAGAUAUUGAAGUUGUAA